AACAAUUGUCCGAACCGUGCGCUUCGAGCCAUGGCGCCGAACCAGGCCGAAAGCCAGGAAGAAACGAAAUCUAUCGAAGGAAAACAUUUCUGCCAUCGAUGAUGUGGACGCACCACGACGACGGCGACCAGUCACCGGGGGCCCCACCGGACGCCAAGCCGGAGGCCACGGCGGAGGGCAAGCCGGAGGCCACGGCAGAAGCCAUGGCGGAGGCCACAACGGAGGCCGCGGUGGAGACCUCGGCGGAGGCCACGGCGCCAGCGCCAGAACCGCCGGCCUUGUCCUUGACGCCCAAACCGGUCCCGGUUUCCCAAGCCAUUCCGCAAGGCUUUCGCAGCUUAGCAGUGCCAGAUGUGGGUGAAACUGCCUCGGCACGGGACCGGAUUCCAGCAGUGCCACGCUUGAUCCUGCCAGAUCCACCCAUGUGCCUUACCCGCAUGCCACUUGCGCAGUCCGCCCAGCUUCCCCCACAGCUUGACGCCUGUGGCUUUGAGUUGGACGUUUUGGCACCGCAGUUGGGCAGUGGCGCAUAUGCGGCUGUGCGCAAGCUGCGGCACAGAAAGACUGGGAGAGAGAUGGCGUUGAAGAUCGUGGAGAAGCAGCCAUUGGAGAUUCGACAGAUGCUUCCACAAAUGCAGAGGGAACUUGGAAUCCAGGGUGCGUUGCGGCAUAAGCAUUUGUUGAGGCUGAUGUCGAUUGUGGAAGAUGAUCGCUACAUUUACAUGCUCUUGGAGUUUUGCGGCGGCGGGACCUUAAGGUCUCUAUGUCAGGCUCAGCCAGCCAAGCGUCUCGCAGAACCUGACGCUGCCCGUUUGAUUUUUCAGAUCCUGCAGGGGGUGGACCACAUGCACAGCCAUGGGUUUGUGCAUCGGGAUUUGAAGGCGGACAACAUCCUCUUGAGCCUCCCCGAGUUCGAUGUGCGCAUCUGCGACUUCGGUUGGAGUGCCGAAGCGACCCUGGACAAACUGCUCCUCACGACGUGUGGCACGCCCGAAUUCUGGGCACCUGAGCAGUGGUCUCGGGCGCCCCAGAGCUAUUCGACCGACUGCUGGGCCUUGGGCUGCUUGUUCUAUGAGGUUUUAGUGGGCCAUCCCCCGUUCUGGGGCAGCCACGAGGAGAUCAAGGAGAAGGUCCUCGUGGGGGAUGCGCGCUACCCACCCUUUUUGUCGCAGGCGGCCAUGUCGUUACUUCAUUGCCAUCUUCAGGUGGAGCCUCAACAUCGGGCGCCUUGCAGCUGGUCCAUGCAGAAACACGAAUUCCUGGAAGACGAGAGACAGAGGGCUUCUUCGAGCGCAAGUGACCUUUCCACUAAAAGUGGCUCUGGUCCCAGUGACGAAGAGCUGGAGGAGCUGAGUGGGGCUUUUGCUCCGGCGGCCGAUGCAAGCUGAGUUUUGGCACAGCUUAGGUAAUGAUGGACAGAAUGCCCGGAUUGGAUUUUGUCUCAGAAUCUAAAUCAUACACUUCCAGGUGCCUUGGUUGAGCAUGCGGGGAGGCCAGUCGAAAAGAACCAUG
Molecule: messenger RNA, 1512 nt
Organism: Durusdinium trenchii
Lineage: Eukaryota; Dinophyceae; Suessiales; Symbiodiniaceae
Source: the annotation of a GenBank genome assembly